AUGUCCAACACCACUUUCAACCUCACCAACGGCCCUUACAUGAAUUCCACCACCCCUGGUACCUCCAAUGGUCCCCCGCCUUGGUACCAGUUCCCAGCGUGUGCCGUGGCCCCUUACGGCUUCAUCUUCUAUUUUGGGGUCAAAGUGUUCAACUUGGUGGUGGGCACUCCCUGCAACGCCCUGGUCAUUUGGCAGAUUGCGACCAAGAGGAGCGACGCGUCCACUUCUGACAUCUUCAUUUUCAACCUGGCCGUGCUGGAUGCCUACUUCUGCCUGAUGACACCGAUAGAGAUGGUAAACAGGCUGGUGCUAGGGGACAGCCGUAUCUGGUAUUUCCAAAGGUUCGCGUACGGGGUCAAGGACACGGCACCUCUCUUCUUGGUGUGUAUCUGUCUAGACCGCUACAUAGCUGUGGUCCACCCCGUGUUGUUUACGGGCAUCCGUGAGAACACCAUCCGCAUCGCCAUCUCAGCGGUGACCUGGGCCCUCAUAUUGGCGUACGGCCUCACCAAGUCGAUCCUGGGCGUCAUCAGUGUCAGCAAAGUCUUCGGCGGUAUCAUUCUCUCCACCUUCGCCAUCAUGGUCUUCUGCAACAUCUCCAUCAUCUGGGUGCUCCGCCGCUCGGUGGCAGGGAAGGAGGAGAUGCACCCGGUGAAGAGGAGGGCUUUCAAAGUGGUGAUAAUCAUUCUGACCAUCAUCGUGGUCAACUACCUGCCGCCCGUGGCGCUCAUGCCCUUUGUGUCCCACUACUCAUUCGUAGAAUUCCGCUGUCAAAUAAGCAUCAGCGUGUUCUCCAUCAUGGACCUGAGCAGCAGCAUAGAGCCCUUGCUCUACAUCACAAAGAUGGAGGGCAUGCCUGGCAGCUGCUGCAGGAGGAGCCCCAGGAAGAAACCCCACCAGGUUAAAGUGUGA
This is a messenger RNA of Lampris incognitus (smalleye Pacific opah), 912 nucleotides long. RefSeq names its product hydroxycarboxylic acid receptor 2-like. The transcript has 2 exons. Gene Ontology annotation, biological process: phospholipase C-activating G protein-coupled receptor signaling pathway; positive regulation of Rho protein signal transduction. The record is from RefSeq and is a predicted model, not a curated record. The coding region runs from base 1 to 912 and encodes 303 amino acids. Lineage: Eukaryota; Metazoa; Chordata; Actinopteri; Lampriformes; Lampridae. Gene Ontology annotation, molecular function: G protein-coupled receptor activity. Gene Ontology annotation, cellular component: membrane.